GAACCACCAUACAGGAGAGCACGAACUGUUAGUGCGCGAGUAUUCAAUCCGCAGCCUUGAGGUUCAGAGACGUUGACGACUACGCGUUUUUCGGUGAUUCGGAGUAUUACAGAGGCUGGUGAGGAAGCUGGAAGUUAAGGAGGUGACUAUCUCUUUGCUCCCCGUAUUCUUUCAUGGCAACACAUAAGCCCCCAUAUAAGAUUCAUCCAAUCCUGAUUUUCGAUAUCACCUCCGACACCAUCUUCAAGAUGUCCAUCAAUUUCCCAAGCAACGGCAUCUACAGUAUCACAGUUCCUACUGAAGACUCACCCCAAUCCACCAAUGCCAUUUCCUGGGCCCGUCACAUUCCAUCUGAAGAUGCAAAUGAAUCCCAACGUCUAUCAUGCGCUCUCGCAAGCUCCCCAACCCUGGGCGAUGCGACUCAUGCCUCGGGCCCAUACUUUCCGAUAAUCACAACCGGCCGUUCUGCAGCUGCCAUUAUUACACAUGGGGCAAACUCGGUUCAAGGGAAUAAACUCUGCUGGAGACGUGAUUUCACUCCAUACGCCGGUCUUGCCCGGUUCUUAAGAGCCUCCCGCUUACGAAAUAGCGUCCCAAACGCAUUCUUCGUCCUUGUCGAUAUUGUUAGUUGGAGCGAUGUCGACGAAAAUCAGACCAAAUGGUACCACCUUGCGGGACAAAUAUCGGUUCGCGACGACAAGGAUGUACCGAUUUCUGUUCCACACCAGGGAGGGAACAAGGAGCUGGGAUUCGGUCACGUUUUUGAUUAUGCAGUUCCACAGGGCGAGGAAGAUCUCAUGCAAACAAUCGAUUGGAAGUGCAUGGCUGCUUUAUUGAGGAUUGGGGUGGCUAGGAACUUCGGUCUUGAUGGAGAGAGGCUAUCACUAGAGGAGAUGCUUUAUGCCACUAUUCAGAACCCGGAGCCGUUGAGAGACUUGGGCUAUGCAGAGCAUCCGAGCUAUUAUAGGCUGGAUAGGAAUCGUGGCAGGUAUGUUUCUACUUUCAAACGUAUCUAAGUCGUCAGGCGUUCAGAUGGAGCAUUUGUCUUUGUAGCUAUCAAUCAAUUGAGAGUGGAUUGACGG
Molecule: messenger RNA, 1082 nt
Organism: Mollisia scopiformis
Lineage: Eukaryota; Fungi; Ascomycota; Leotiomycetes; Helotiales; Mollisiaceae
Exons: 2
Coding region: 174-1016 (280 amino acids)
Source: RefSeq, a predicted model, not a curated record